This is a messenger RNA of Miscanthus lutarioriparius, 1173 nucleotides long. The record is from the annotation of a GenBank genome assembly. Lineage: Eukaryota; Viridiplantae; Streptophyta; Magnoliopsida; Poales; Poaceae.
AUGGCGUCGUCGCCUCCCUCUGAUGAAUCUGAUCCGUGGGUCAUCCUCCGCACCGUGCUGCGCGUCCACACCUGGGACCGCGACCUCUUCUUCGAGCUCGUCGACCCGCCGCGCCUCAGCUUCCUCACCGUCUCCACCCGCGUCUCCCCCGCGCGCCCGCCCCCGCUCGCGCGGCGGGGCACCAGCAGCGUCAUCAGGCACCCCCGCAUCCUCUCCGCCGACCUCUCCGCCAGCCUCUUCCUCACCGUCACGCCGACGCCGCAGCCGACCGCGUCCAGUUCCAGCGCCAGCACCAGCGCCGCAACGGACAUCUGCUGCUUCGUCCUCGACGCCGCCUCUUGCACGUCCCACCGCAUCCCCGACCCCGCCCCCGGCUUCGCUAGGUUCGGCGUCAUCGCCGCGCCGGACGGCGCCAGCUUCAUGGUCGUCGGCCUCCGGUGCUCGAUCGGCAACGACAGGGCCUCGCUGCACUGCUUCUCGUCCCGGACUGGCGUCUGGGUCACCAAGGACGUCAACAACCCGCGCCCGCACCGCACCUGGACCUUCAGCGACGUCAUCGCCCACGACGGCAAGCUCUGGUGGGUCGACACCACCACCAAGGGGCUCCUCUACUGCGACCCCUUCGCCGACCAACCGAGCAUGUCCUUCGUCCCCUUCCCGAACCACGUCACCGCCGUUGAAGCCAGAGCCAAAGCCUCAGCCUACGACUACGUGCAGGUCGCCGACGGCACGCUCCGCUGGGUCCAUGUGUUAUGUGAUCUUGACGAGACGGAGGACGGGGCUCCGAUCCUGAAUGGCGCGCCCCUCCUCUCCAUCUAUGCGGUCCUUGGUGGGGACGACGACGGCUACCGGUUGGAUUUCGAGCUGCUCCCGCACUGGCGCGGUGAUUUCUCCUUCUGCUUCAUCUGGGAGUCCGACACCUUCAAGGCGGCUGAGAUGCCCAAGUACGAACAACCCGUGCUCGCGCUCAUCGACCCCAACGACACCGACCUCCUCUACUUCUUCCUCGGCGACUACCUCUUCGGCUUCGACAUCUGGAAGCAUGUGGUGCUGGGGUACGCACCGCACGGUAUGGACGAUACCGACGUCUCUUCGUCCUCCCUUCUCGCUUGGAAGCUGCCGCCCGCGCUCGCCGCACCCGCAGCCCGCAGGUAUUGUAUUGAUCUAUUCUAA